Salvelinus sp. IW2-2015 is the source of this 4693-nucleotide messenger RNA. RefSeq names its product zinc finger protein 536. Lineage: Eukaryota; Metazoa; Chordata; Actinopteri; Salmoniformes; Salmonidae. The record is from RefSeq and is a predicted model, not a curated record. Gene Ontology annotation, cellular component: nucleus. Gene Ontology annotation, biological process: regulation of DNA-templated transcription. Gene Ontology annotation, molecular function: RNA polymerase II cis-regulatory region sequence-specific DNA binding; DNA-binding transcription factor activity, RNA polymerase II-specific.
UGUGUGUGUCUCUCUCUUGUUGCUCAAGAUGUCGGGGAUGACCUGGGGAAGACAGCGGGGAGUGUUCAGCAGGCCCCCUCCCAGCACAGGGACAGGAGCCUGGGCUCGGCCAUCAAGGACUGCCCCUACUGUGGGAAGACCUUCCGCACCUCCCACCACCUCAAGGUGCACCUGAGGAUACACACAGGAGAGAAACCCUACAGGUGCCCUCACUGCGACUACGCAGGCACCCAGUCUGCCUCACUGAAGUACCACCUGGAGCGCCACCACCGUGAGCGGCAGAAUGGCGGCGGCCCCUCCUCRGGACACGCCKCUCRCUCUGAGCACAAGGAYGAGCACGGSAAGGGUGGCGUCUUCGCKCGUCCUGAUGUCCUCCGCGGUGUCUUCAAGGGCAUGCCCUCCAGCCUGGACUUCAGAGGGGGACCGUUGCACCCCCACCAGUGGGCCCCUCCCGGUAUGUUGUCCCCCAGGGAGCGCGAGAGGGACAGAGAGCGAGAGCGUAAUGGCCUGGGAUCUGACACUCUCUCUGAAAGCAUGAAGAGCCCAGAGGGCCCCUCCGCCGCAGACGUCCCCGCCAGCUUCAGAGACCUGGGUCGGGCGUACCAGAGCAUGGUGGGAAACGGUGUCAACUUCCAGGGCUCCCUGCAGGCCUUCAUGGACAGCUUCGUCCUCAGCUCCCUGAAGAAGGAGAAGGAGAUGAGAGAGAGCCACAUGCAGUCCCAGCAUUACUUUGAGAGUGGUGAGCCCAAAGCCAAGAGGGCUGAUACUGGUGAGGAGAAGGCUGAGGCCAAGCCCUCAACGGGCAAGCCUGGGUCCCAGUACGAGCCUCUGGACCUGUCUGUCAAUGUCAAGCCUGAAACGGGCUCUCUGCCUGGCUCCUCUGUCACCUUCCAGGACAACGUGGCCUGGCAUGGCUGCCUCUUCUGCUCCUUCACCACCGCCUCUGUCGAGCUGAUGGCCCUACACCUGCAGGCCAACCACCUGGGCAAGGCCAAGCAACGCAAGGAGGGCAAGGAGCACCAGGGAGAGCCCUCCUACUUCCUCAAGGCCAGCAUGGGCCCAGCCCACCUCCAUGACAGAGACAAUGACAGAGAGGGGGAGAAGAGCCAGUCAGCCUGGUCCAACCACAUGGAGCCCCACGCCAGCAUGGGAGCCUUCCAGAGUGACUUCUAUAAGCAGUAUGGAGGCAUGUAUGAUGGCUCCCCAAGGACCCCGGGCCUCCAGGGGUUUGGAGCGACAUGCCCUGACCCAGCCCUGGAGCAGCAGAGCCAGGCCAGAGAAACAGCUGGGGAUGAGCUCUCAGACAAGGCCUCCUGCGGGGAGCUGGAGGACCAGGCACAGACUGAGGAUGAGGAAGGCAGGGCUGGAGAGCGCUGCCACAGCACCGAGUCCUCCUCCGCCCAACCAGAGAGACAGCGACCCCAGUCUGACGACGAGGAGGAAGAGGAGGAAGAGGACGGGAUGGAGGGGGAAGAUGAGGACAGUGCCACCUAUCACAUGCCGAAGCAGACGCAGGCCGUGUGCCCAGCUAGAGAGGCCCAACGACCAAGGGCCUCCUUGGGGCCUGGGGCCCCUUUCCCUCCCCAGUUCCAGCCUCAGCCGCCCCUGGAGAAGCAGUGGCAGCAGGGCUUGGGUCUCCUUUCAUCUCCUGGUGGUUCCCCGGGGCUGCUGAAGCCGGAACAUGCCCAUCURGAGCAGCAGAUGAACAUGCUGUCCGUCCUGAGGGCCUACAGCUCGGAGAACCUCGCAGCGUUCAACGGCCUUGGAAGCGGCUCAAACAGCGGCAGCGGCAUCAAGAGACCAGACGCACCCAGUCACGGAGGUUACGGAGGUCAGGGGGGUCGGAAGCCGUUCCAGUGCAGGUACUGCUCCUACGGUGCCUCUCAGAAGGGCAACCUGAAGACCCAUGUCCUGUGUGUCCACCGCAUGCCCUUUGACAACAGCCAGUACCCUGACCGCCGCUUCAAACGCUCCCGCAUCGACUCGGACGCCUCAGGGAACUCUGAGGAUGGGACCACCAGCUAUCCCAUGGGAAUUCAUGGGGGCAUGGCCRACCCCCCUCUCUCUGGAGACCCCCUGCAUCCAUGACCGAUGUCACMUGGCAUGGAGGUGCCAGCCUUCAACUCUACAACUACUGUACUCACUAGAGCCACAUAACAGGGACUACUUACUUCGCCUACUCCCAGAGCACAGCCAGAUAAAGGGGGYCAUCAGUGGCUGUACUGUUUUACCCAGAGCUCACAGGACAUCCUCAGUGUGUACUAGGUCAGUAACAAUAACAUAACAUGCAUAUAAACAACACAUACCAUGGGUUGAGUAUUCUUUAAGAUGGGUCCUGAAGAAAUGCAUCUAUUCAUUAAUAUAAAACUAGGUAUAGAUAUGUUAAAUGUAGUUAUGUGACAAAUAGUGGAGACGACUAUAUAAAAAAAAGAAAUAAUAAAGAAAAUAUAGAAAAUCUUUAAAAUGACUUUUGUCCCUAAAAAUUAUGCUUUUAUCAGAAAAAUUAUCCCGUAAACGAUUUAGCGACAAUUGGGGAAGAAGGAAUAGGAUUGUUGAACACACCCCGCAGAACAUGACACCGGCGGCUGCCUUUUGCAGAGGGCGAAUGAUGAGCAGCCAGUGGAGACUGGGGCAGGCAGCGGCAGUGGUGGGGGGGCCUUGGUGCCAGCCUGACUGGAGCUGUCAUCGCAGAGGAAAUCAAUUCAAUCCCCCCUCUCCCCUUUUUUCAUCUUUCUCGACCCAGCAGUCCAGCCCCGUCCACUCUCAGCCCUCUGCCCCUACUGCACUACAGGAGUAACCUAACCCUGGCCGACAUGUGAGGGGUCAAACUCAGUUCCAUCAGCUGGCCAGAGUCACCCCCCCCUUCUCUGCCUCUUUAAAACGACUCAAAUCCAACAUGGCCUCUGGAAGAAAAGAAAAAAAAUCAAUGAUGUAUUUAAAGGAGCCAUUAGAGUCACAGAGAUGUGUUCUGUGCAAUAUUGUCAUUUAUUUGGAUAUCACCUUACCAGACACUGAGAGGUGGAGUUAAUUCAAUGUGUUUUAUUUCAUUUCAACUUUUAUGUUAGGAGGUGGAUGGUUGUUCUUUGAAAUUGAAAGUGUAGAUGGUGAAGAUGUACAUAGUGGAAUUGGGACCUUUACAACUUGAUGUACUGUAACUUAAGUCAGAGGUUGAAUGUUUCGUUAUAUAUGAAGACUGUGAAUGUCACAGAACUUGUUUCCUAAGACACGAUGCAGGACUAUCUUCCUAUAAGCUCUUCUAAAGCAGCUUCAGAAUGAGCAAUAAUACAUAGAGAUGGUCACCCUGCUCCCUGUCUCUAAUUUAAACGUAUUAGUUACAAAAUAGACAAAAGGACCUUUUUUACAAAUGUCUUUUCCAAUUCAUUUCUAGGUUUCGGACGAAACAUUUUGUGAGUCGUGGGGGAUAAACAGAAGAUCAUGCUUUUUAUUGUGUUGGUAUGGAGGCAUGGGGGGAUUUUUAAUGUUUCUGAUAAAGAGAAAUGAUCCGGACUUUAAGAAAGUCAAUAUCUUCCCUCACAGCCAAGGAGAGCUGAACACUUUAACCCCAGGGCCUUAACACCACAGCUAUGCCUAAAGGAGUUUACAGUCCACUCAAAUACACUGCUCCUAUCAGUUGAGAGAGAGAGAAAUAAGAAAAGAAAGAAAGAAAAAUAAAUAAAUAAAGAGAGUAUGGAUAUGUACAGAAUGCAGUCAGGGUUUAAAUGGGGUCAUUUGAAUUAGGACUUUUCUGCCAUUCAGCGAUCUACUGACAGUGUUUUUUUGUUCAUUUACUUACCUAGCCUAGUUCGCACUGCCUUACUUCAAAUCGAGUCGAUCAAUUUAAUGCAACUGUUUGUAUGAUAUCUACCAUGAAGCCACAACAUUGAGAUACAACUGAAACGACUGUGGUGAGCUUUUAGGUUUAAAUGCACUACUGUUUUCUUGGUGACUGUGCCAGUCGCUUGCUUUUUCGUGUGUGUAUGUACGUGUGUGUGGGUGUGCCUACCUAACUAUAUUAGAGAAAAAAUUACUUUAAAAAAAACGGAAAAAUAAACUCUGAAAAAAAAAAAAUCACAUUCCAUUUCUAGCACUUUUCAGGUUUUCCAGUAUAUCUGUAUGUUUCAAAGUAUGCGAUAUGGCAAGAAUGCUGUUUAUGACACUGGAAACAUCAUUGUUUGUCAUUCUCCGUGACGUGUUCGUCCAUCCCUUACCACUGUUUACCUGCCCGCAUUUCAAAAUAACCCACGUUUUCCCUGAAAAUAUUUUGUUGUCAUGACUCAAUUAAGAAACAGACGCAAAUGUACAAUUAGAACUUGAUCAUCCCUGCGCUAACAGAGAAGAGAAAUCAUUUCUAUGUACUUCUCUGUGUGCUCUGUGUUCAUGGCCAUGAUACUGUCCACAUUCCUUAAUGAAGUAAAUGUCUAUAUUGGAGGUAAAGUAAGUAGAGGAUUUUGUUGCUACUACUAUAUACUUACAACCAGUAGACAACUUUGUAUUUAAAUAUUCCUACUGGGCAUUAUUUAUUAUUCUACAUCGGUUUUACAGAAGAGGAAAACAAUUCAGAUUACGGUAAAUCUACGCUGUUUUUUUCAUUCCAAAGUAAUUUUGUUCAUGGACUCUUUCUGCUGUCAGGAUGUUGUAAAGUCUUUGAGGCAGUUCGUUUUAUCCAGUGUUUUACGCAAUAAAAACCUCUACC